CGAGGCCUGUUCUCAUAGAGCUGGUUCCCGCCGCUCAGCGGCAACGGCGUCCUGAAGAAAACGCUGGGCGGGCGCCAGUCUCGAGGAACGCAGCCCUCGGAGGCGCCGGCGCGGGCCCGCAGGUCCUGCUCAGAAGCUGGCCUUCCCAAGAUGCCUUCCCAGGCAGCUUCCUAAAGCACACCUUGGUCACUGCAGGUCCCCCUCCCCUCAGCACUGCUUGCAAAUGUAGGCCAGUAGGCCAGGACAUUGCUGAGAAGAUGACUCCUUACGGUUCCCACAGGAGGGAUGUGCGACCUCGUGAGCUUCCCAUUAGACCGCUGCAUGUUAAAGCGCACAAAGAGUCCAAAAGUCGUUCCAGAGUUGGCCUGAAGUCGAGUUCCAAGCAAAAGACCACCAUUUUCAGCACACUGGGCAGUGAGAAGUCCUUAUCUGACUGCAAAAAGGAGCAGCAAUGGAAACCUGCGUACAGCAGCGUAACUCCAGUUUGCUUUCCAAGCCCUCUGACUGACAAGGCGAUAGGCAAAGAAAGCAUGCCUCAGACUCCUCCCUUCUCAGCAAUGUUUGACAGCAGCGGUUACAACCGGAACCUCUAUCAGUCUGCAGAGGACAGCUGCGGAGGGCUGUAUUACCAUGACAACAACCUCCUCUCCGGCUCUCUGGAAGCACUUAUCCAGCACUUGGUACCUAAUGUGGAUUACUACCCAGAUAGAACAUACAUAUUUACCUUCCUACUCAGUUCACGGUUAUUCAUGCAUCCCUAUGAACUAAUGGGCAAAGUUUGCCACUUAUGUGUGGAGCACCAGAGGCUAAGCGAUCCUGAUGGUGAUAAGAACCAGAUGAGAAAAAUUGCACCUAAAAUUCUUCAACUCUUGACAGAAUGGACGGAAACAUUUCCUUAUGACUUUCGGGAUGAAAGAAUGAUGAGAAACUUAAAGGAUUUGGCUCACAGAAUAGCCAGUGGCGAGGAGCAGACAUACCGGAAGAAUGUCCAGCAGAUGAUGCAGUGUCUCAUCCGAAAACUUGCCGCUCUCAGCCAGUAUGAGGAAGUUUUGGCGAAGAUCAGCUCCACAUCCACAGACCGGCUCACGGUCCUCAAGACCAAGCCGCAGUCCAUCCAGAGGGAUAUCAUCACUGUCUGCAGUGACCCGUACACGCUGGCCCAGCAGCUGACUCACAUAGAGCUGGAGCGGCUGAAUUAUAUUGGGCCGGAAGAGUUUGUUCAGGCAUUUGUGCAGAAGGACCCUUUGGACAAUGACAAGAGUUGCUUCAGUGAGCGAAAGAAAACACGAAACUUAGAAGCCUAUGUGGAAUGGUUUAAUCGCCUAAGCUACUUGGUGGCGACAGAAAUCUGCAUGCCUGUCAAGAAGAAGCACCGAGCACGGAUGAUUGAGUACUUCAUUGACGUGGCUCGAGAGUGUUUUAACAUUGGCAACUUUAAUUCCUUGAUGGCAAUAAUCUCUGGCAUGAAUAUGAGUCCAGUCUCGCGGCUAAAGAAAACGUGGGCCAAAGUGAAGACUGCAAAGUUCGACAUUCUUGAGCAUCAGAUGGACCCUUCCAGCAACUUCUAUAAUUAUCGAACAGCUCUUCGUGGGGCAGCACAAAGGUCUUUAACUGCUCACAGUAGCAGAGAGAAGAUUGUGAUACCAUUCUUCAGUCUCUUAAUCAAAGACAUUUAUUUCCUCAAUGAGGGCUGUGCCAACCGUCUCCCAAAUGGCCACGUCAAUUUCGAGAAAUUUUGGGAACUGGCCAAACAAGUGAGUGAAUUCAUGACAUGGAAGCAAGUGGAGUGUCCGUUUGAGAGGGACCGGAAGAUCCUGCAGUACCUGCUUACAGUGCCCGUCUUCAGCGAAGAUGCUCUGUACCUGGCUUCUUACGAGAGUGAAGGACCUGAAAAUCACAUAGAGAAAGACAGGUGGAAGUCUUUAAGGUCGAGCCUCCUGGGCAGAGUUUAACACAUGGGAGCUGCUGCUGCUGCUGCUGCUGCUGCUGCUGCUGCAUCACACAGAUCCUGCAAAGGCUGGCAUUUGUCUUCUGGCAUCUAGAGCUACAAACAAUCAGGAGGACUCCAUAGGCCUCACAGUGUUCGGAUCGGCAAAGCAAGCAAGCUCACUCCAGAGCAGAUGGGAAACCCAUUUCCCACAGCUGACAGAUUGACUCAGACUUUUUUGUGAGACUGAAAUGUUCACUGAAGACACUUGAGAAAGAAUCCUCUAAAGAUCCCGGUGCUGUACAUGAUUCAUCUCCUGGAAUUUCCAUGUGAAUCACAGCUCUGCACCGGAUGGAGUUUUCUUUUGUGUGUGUGUGUUUUUAUUUGGUUGAACUUUUGCUGCUAAUGGGACUUACCCAGCUGAGUGCUGGCUCUUAGGAAGCCCAUGUUCCUUUGUUAAUUUAAAUGAAGAAGGGAGAGGAGGGAGGGGAAAAAUCCCCUCAGUUUAGAUUCCAGACCUCAGCUCCAGCAGCUUUGCUGGAGAGGAGGGCACUGGCUGGAUGAGGACUUGGCUCUCCUUUAGUGUGUGCUGUGUUGUAAAUUCCUCUCCUCCCUCUUCCUAUGAGGUUUUGAGUUGGCUGCUGGUUAGCAAACUCCUUUUUACCCACAUAAGUUAUUUAAUAUAAUAAUGAAGCGCAACACUGUGGUAGGAAAAUAGCCACUAGGGAAAAAAAAAGCAGAGUUUGAGGUUGUCCGACUGCUUACCUCGCUAGAAGGACUUCUUUGUUUUCUUUGCCCUUCUGAGCUGUUUACAACUGACCACUGUGUUUUACAGAUGUAUUUUUCAGAACUUUUUUUGUUACUAGGUUUUCCAUAACACCUGAUUUUUUUUUUUUUUCUUUCUUGUAAAUUUAAAUGAUCUGACUUUAAGGGUCUUGGAAAAACCCGUGGCAUAAUCACAAUUUUUUUUUUUUAAAAAACGGACUUUAUUUUUCAUACUUUUUGCAGUCUGUUGCUGACUAUGUAAACAAAGAGUAAACUGGAAAAGUUUGCCUCCUCCCCCGUAGCAGUGAACAAAACAGUGAAAAACCCUUUGCUGUUAACUCAGUGACUGAUCUAAUUGUGAAAUAGCUCACCUAUGUUAAACAUCUAAAUAGGUCUGUAGUGCUCUGCUAACAGCUGUCGUGUAUAUUUACUCUAGGAGAAACUGUAGAGUAGUAAUCUGUGCUGAUGAAAAAGCAAGCACCAUGUUCAGACAGAUGUAUUUGCCAACUUCAUGACACGGCUCAGAGAAACAGAGCAUGUGUGUGUGCUGCGUGUCACCCCAGCACCCAAACCGGCUCCAUUGUCCCUUUACUGCCAUCAAUAUAUUUUACGCUCUGCGGCCAGUGGUGGUGUCUUUCUUUUCUUUUAGGGAUGGGAUUAUUGGAUGGGUUGGCUUUGUAGUCAGAGUACUGCUGCUCAAAAUCAGUAUGUCCUGGAGGAAAUGGCCUGAAGGAAUAUGUGCCUAGGUAUUUCUUUUCUAAAAAUGAAUCACAGUAAACAUUUGAUGAACGCCAGAUUUCCCUCAAAAUAAGACCUAAAAGCUCCGAAAACUAGAGAUCAAAAAUGCCAGCCCCAGUCAGCCUAUCCUUCUCUGCCAUUACAGAGUAGCCACUGAGCCAGCAUCCUGAGGUGUAAUCUGCAUGACACUGGCCAUCGCCAUGGUGACAACCAGCCGGGGCUUAUUUUCUGGUUAGAUAUUCUUAUUUUGGGGGAAUCGUAAUAUUUGCCAGGUGUUUUCUAAGAAUAUAGCACAGAGCGUGUGAUCCUCAGCCCCACUUUUAGCCAUGGAAAAAGGUAUAUAAUCGAUAAUAAAUUCUUCCAGGGCCAGAUAGUGAACGGGAAGGCAUAAGGAUCUGAGCUAGGCCUUCUAAUUGCAAAGCGUGUUUUUCAACCACAUUCCUGGAGAUUUGCAGCUUCAGCAGCCUUACACAGUCUGGGGAUCUUGUUUACCUGCUGACUGGACUCUGUAGAUCUGGGCUUGAGCCCAGGUUACACUGCUACUGGUCCUGGACUCUUGUGUUGAGGAGGGGCACUCUUGUCCCAUUGGUAUCUGGAGAUUUUAAUUUUGGGGAGUGUCUGAGAAAUGAUGCAGACUGGCCAGUACCACUGAAAGAUUUCUUUUCCAUUGCUUGAGACAGCGGGGCACAACGCACUAUGUGAAGGGCAGCAGGAGAAACACUGGGAUCAGGAGGCAGGAUCUGAAAUGAAAAGAAAACCUGGGCCGUGGGCUUUGUGGAGGGUUCCAUAGGAAAAAGAAGUAGGGUAAAGUGAACAUUUGGGGCUGGCAAGCAUGAAUAAUUCCAGCGGGCUCUGAGCAGUUGGGGUGGUGUCUCUAGGUUCCUAGUACCUGGGCCCCAGGUGCUUUAAGGCACAAGAAAUGCUCCGGUAUGUAACAGGUAAAGGGGUCAGGUGGGGACUAGGGGUUAGUUUGGUUCCAUCUGAAAGAAAAGCUCUAGGCUGAGAGUUUUGCCUUCUUGGACAGGCCUGGGAGUGUCCUGACUUUUAGUAUGUCAAAGCCUCUUAGAGAAAAUGUAGAGAUACAAUUCAUGCAACUCCACAAUACCGUCUCCUUUCCCCUUGGACUGCCUUACCCUGAACUCUGCCAUUUCAGUUGAUAGCAGAAACUUUUAUCUUCCAGCUAUGUCAGUCAGGGAUUGACCCCAACACUGUGGGGUGCCGGCCAGAUCAAGCCAGCUGCUUGUUUUGAGUGACCUAUGAAGUAACAGGCGGAAGAAACUCAACACGAGAAGAAUAUCUCAUGACAGGAAAAUGUGAAAUCAAAUUUUGAUGUCCAUAAAUAAAGUUUUGUUGGAGCCUGGUCA
Molecule: messenger RNA, 4794 nt
Organism: Chinchilla lanigera (long-tailed chinchilla)
Lineage: Eukaryota; Metazoa; Chordata; Mammalia; Rodentia; Chinchillidae
Gene: Rasgef1b
Product: RasGEF domain family, member 1B
Exons: 18
Coding region: 258-1952 (564 amino acids)
Biological process (GO): positive regulation of GTPase activity; Ras protein signal transduction
Cellular component (GO): plasma membrane
Molecular function (GO): guanyl-nucleotide exchange factor activity
Source: RefSeq, a predicted model, not a curated record